AUGCUUUAUCGACAACCAAGUUCACCAAACCAACUGUUGCUACAUACAUCAUGUGCAGAAGAUCUUUAUUCAAUUUAUCAUCUUCAACGUCAUUUAUGUUGGUAUGAGUCUAUAUUAUGGCCUGAAGAUAUGAAGCAAAGUCAUGGUCGAAUACAUGUAUUUUUUUCUGAAGACGAUGAUAUUGUACCUACGUCAUUUAUAAAUGAUUAUCUAGAAAAAUCUAAUAUUGAUACAACUGUACUUUCUGACUUUAAACAUGUGUUAUCGAAUUUAAAAAUUGGACUUCUUGGUGCUGGUCGUAUGUCCCAAGCACUUGCACGAAGUCUUAUCGAACGAAAUGUUGUUUCAUCUAAAGAUCAAAUUAUGGCAAGUGAUGUUGAUGAAAACCAACGAAAUAUAGUUGCAUCUCAAUUAGGUAUUGUUACAACAGCUGACAAUCGAGAAGUAGUAAAGGAAAGUGAUCUACUCAUAUUAGCUGUUAAACCAAAAGAUGUCGAAAGUGUUUUGAAAACUAUUCGAGAACCAUUACUUCCACAUUAUCAUCUACUUGUUUCAAUUGCUGCUGGAAUUAGAACAACAACUAUUGAACAAUUACUUAAACCAAACAGUCGUGUAAUACGUGUUAUGCCGAAUGUGGCUUGUUUAGUUAAUGCUAGUUGUAGUGUCUAUUCAUCUGGAAAAUUUGCUACUACAGAUGAUCGAUCAGUCGUAAAUACAAUAUUUUCAUCUAUUGGUUCAUGUGAAGGUGAAAUCGAUGAAAAUUUACUUAAUGCUGUUACUGCUCUAAGUGGUAGUGGACCAGCUUAUUUUUCUGUAUUGGUUGAAGCACUUGCCGAUGGUGGAGUAAAAUCAGGUUUAAGUCGAUCAAUGGCAUUAACAUUAGCUAUAAAAACGAUGUUGGGUACAGCACAACUUUUACUUGGUAAAGAACAACCAUUUCAUCCAAGUCAAUUAAAAGAUGCAGUUGCUAGUCCAGGUGGCACAACCAUAUAUGGACUUGAAAUGAUGGAAAAAGCUGGUAUUCGUGCAGCUUUAAUGGAAACAGUAACAGCCGCAACUAAUCGUGCAGCUCAAUUAGAAUCAUAA
Molecule: messenger RNA, 1086 nt
Organism: Adineta steineri
Lineage: Eukaryota; Metazoa; Rotifera; Eurotatoria; Adinetida; Adinetidae
Source: the annotation of a GenBank genome assembly